AUGAAGACCUCCGUCGCUACCUUUGUUUUGGCCCUCUCGGUCUCUGCCAUGGCUGCUCCGUUCAACUCUAACGGCACCUCGGUUUAUGCCUCUAGCUCGGGACUUCCCACUCCUUCGCGCACCCCCCGCGGUAUCCCGAGCGGUACCCCGAGCGGUACCCUGAGCAGCAUUGCCAGCGCAACCCCGAGUGACCCUCCUCUGCCAAACCCAUUCGCUUCUUCCUCCGCCAGCCUUCCUCCCUCAUCCACCCCUUAUGGUUCGGAGCCGGCCUCCGUGAUCGCGAAGCGAGGCGAGGAUCUGUCCAUCCCCACCAAUCUUCCUUCCCUUGUUUCCGACGCCCAAUCCAUCGCAGCUGCGCUCGCCUCUUCUGGUGCCCAGAAGCGCGAUGGCUCCCUUUCUAUUCCCACCGACCUGCCUUCUCUGGUUGGCGAUGCUCAGUCCGUGGCUGCUGCCCUUGCCUCUGCUGGAGGCCAGAAGCGCGAUCUUCCUGUCCCCUACUAG
Penicillium cosmopolitanum is the source of this 501-nucleotide messenger RNA. RefSeq lists its product as uncharacterized. The coding region runs from base 1 to 501 and encodes 166 amino acids. The transcript has a single exon. The record is from RefSeq and is a predicted model, not a curated record. Lineage: Eukaryota; Fungi; Ascomycota; Eurotiomycetes; Eurotiales; Aspergillaceae.